AUCGGAUGGCACGUCGAAAACGCCAGUUGUUAGAGGAAGAGACGGACUCAGACGCGUCGCAAGGUUCAGACGAUGCAGAAAAUGCGGAAGGCGACAGGAAGCGUCGACGCUCAGCUGCCCCGUCCUUCGUCUCCUCGUCUGCAGCACCAGCAUUCACCACAGGCAGCAGCAGCAAGCCUGCUACUCCUCCACCGCCCAAAGAACAACCACAACCAACACCCACGGCAUUCGCCUCAUCCUUCACCACCCGAUCUUUCAUGGGUAUCGGAAAGAAACCCGCUACCCCCCUCCCGCCCCAGGAACAAGCUCACUUCCGCAAGAUAGGUAACACGUUUGGGGCUCGAAUGCUUGCUAAAAUGGGCUGGGAGGCUGGAAUGGGUCUCGGCGUAAGUGGCGAGGGUAUCGCUGUUCCUAUCGAGGCUUCAAUUCGUCCGAAAAAUGUCGGUAUCGCUUUCAGAGGCUUCAAAGAGAAACCGCGUCCCACGCAGGAGGAAACAGAGCCUGGCGCAGGUGUUCAGGUGGAUGAACAGAAGCAGAGGAGGGCAGAUGUGUGGAAAAGACCGCGCAAGGUCAAAACGAAGGAAAUUGUUGCGGAAGCUACUGCCGGUCCAACGCCUCCGGAAGUUGUCUCGCUUGCUGAAGUAUCAGUGGCGUCGUGGACACCGUCGACGGAUCCGACCCGAAUUCCAGAAGAGCGUAAAUCGUUCAUUGCUCGGGAGCGCAUGCGUCUGCAGAACAAGGCUGCAGACGAAGCUGAACUAAUCUCACGCUUACAACAAGUCUCCCUUGUGGCAGACGAAAUUGGCACCAAAUCCAAGGAACUGUCAUCGACCUAUGAGGCUGACCUUGACGACCUCUCUCCAUUGUUCUCUAGGCUUCUUGUUGAAUUUCCGGCGGAAUUUGACAAAUACCACCUGGACGAAAUUGUUGUUGCGGCUAUCCUACCGAUGGUACGACGUGCAGUAGCCCAAUGGAACCCUCUCCAAGAUCCGUCUGGACUCGUUUCCACACUCCGAGGGUGGAAGCAAGCCCUUAAAGUAAACUCCAAAAUCCCCAUGACACCCUACGAGAGUCUCUUGUGGAAUGUUUGGCUCCCCAAGGUACGGACAUGCAUUAACAACGAAUGGAGCCCAGCAGAUCCAACACCAGCGGUGAAAUUUUACGAAACUUGGGCAAGCUUCCUUCCUGGUUUCGUGCGAGAUAACAUUAUGGACCAACUUAUUCUCCCAAAAAUCAGUGGAGCAAUUGCAGGUUGGGAUCCUAAGCAUCCCGCUGUAUCACUCCAAACGCUUGUCCUCCCCUGGCUUCCUCACCUUGCGCGCAGAAAACUCCGAAGCUUUCUCCGCCACUGGACUCCUGCCGACGGCGUGCCAAAAGAUUUCAGCAUAUGGCGAGAUGUGUUCGAGAAGGGUGACUGGGACGCCAUGCUUCUGAAGCAUGUCAUUCCGAAACUUGGAUCUGUUCUUCGCGAGGAUUUCCGGGUGAAUCCGCGCAAUCAGGACAUGUCACCACUUGCACAGGUUCUUCCGUGGUCUACACUUAUUCGUCCAUCUGUCUUCAGCCAGUUGCUUGAAGCAGAAUUUUUCCCCAAGUGGCUAGACAUUCUGCACAUGUGGCUCAUCCAGCCGCGUGUCAGCUUUGAGGAGGUAGCACAGUGGUACUCGUUCUGGAAGGCCACCUUCCCCGAGAACGUGCAAAACAUGCCUGGCGUUGCACGCGGAUUCACGAGGGGUUUACAGCUGAUUAAUUCGGCCAUAGAGCUAGGGCCUGGUGCACCAAAGAAACUCGAGCGGCCCGACUACCGGGCAGAGCUUGUGGCGACUGCGGUUGGACCAACUACAACGGAUGUGUCAAAUCCACCGAAGAAGACAGUGCCGUCGCGGACGCAAGAAGUCACCUUCCGUUCUAUUGUUGAAGACUACGCAGCGGAACACAAUUUGCUAUUUAUACCCACCGGAAGAGCACAUGAAAAGUCGCGUAUGCCCUUGUUUAGAGUGUCGAACGCGAGCGGGAAGGGUGGGAUAUUGGUUUAUGUCCAGGAUGAUGCUGUAUGGGCUCCUGAAAGAGACGAGUAUCGGGCAAUUACGCUGGAAGAGAUGGUCUUGAGAGUGAAUAAGUGAUUCUGUUUUUUAGGGGGGUACUAGGACCGUCCAACUUGUGGUAUUUCCCGCGGAACUACUACUUUACAUAAGUAUAGUAGUGUACAAAGUCGCAUUACGAACAA
Pisolithus orientalis is the source of this 2224-nucleotide messenger RNA. Its product is annotated as GC-rich sequence DNA-binding factor-like protein-domain-containing protein. The record is from RefSeq and is a predicted model, not a curated record. NCBI's taxonomy places the organism in Eukaryota, Fungi, Basidiomycota, Agaricomycetes, Boletales, Pisolithaceae. Gene Ontology annotation, biological process: spliceosomal complex disassembly. Gene Ontology annotation, cellular component: U2-type post-mRNA release spliceosomal complex. Gene Ontology annotation, molecular function: nucleic acid binding. The coding region runs from base 6 to 2120 and encodes 704 amino acids. The transcript is spliced from 7 exons.